This is a messenger RNA of Seminavis robusta, 360 nucleotides long. NCBI's taxonomy places the organism in Eukaryota, Bacillariophyta, Bacillariophyceae, Naviculales, Naviculaceae. The record is from the annotation of a GenBank genome assembly.
CAGGAAAUUGUCCUCAUCAGUGAAAGCCCGGCAGUGGGCAGGUAUCCCAGAGUGGAAAAUCCGUUUCAGGCUACUGACAACGUGGGAGUCAGCUCCAGCAUUGGUCAGAGCUUCAAUGGUCGCAGUGUGGUUCCUGUGGGCAGCAACAUGCGGCCCACCAAUCCACCGGACCAGAUCAGCCACACUCCCGUCAAAGUACAACAGGGCGGCAGUGGCCAUCUUGACACGGUUGAGGUUCAACUCGGUCUCCGUUUCCCAGCCAGCUGGGUAUCCACGGAUUCCGCGGAAACCGGUAGUCCAAAGCUCAGAAAGGAGCUCUUUGAGAACAAGGGCAGGGUAGUAGGCGGUGCAAAAUGCUAG